AUGGACGCCGAGAAGAUCGCCGCUCGGGCUGUGAUCAAGAUCGACGACGGAGGUAAUGAUACUUCUGAUCCUUCUGUAGAUUUUAGGGAAGUAGGGGUAGAUAAUGAUCAAUCUUCUUUCGACAAGGCAUUGCCGGAGACUCCUAACUUUGAUUCCGUUGGUAACACCAAUUUCCUUCGGAGUUCUUCCGACGGGGUGUCUAGUCGUGAUGACGGGGAUCGGAAAGUUCGGGAAGCGCACUCUGGUGGAGGUCAGAGUGGAGAUAGAGGCAAAGCGCUCAUGGUGGGGGAGGACAAUAGUAGUUUCGCCGAUGAAAUGGCGACAAAUAGUUCACUCGCCCUGUGA
This is a messenger RNA of Linum trigynum, 345 nucleotides long. Lineage: Eukaryota; Viridiplantae; Streptophyta; Magnoliopsida; Malpighiales; Linaceae. The record is from the annotation of a GenBank genome assembly.